This is a messenger RNA of Diutina rugosa, 990 nucleotides long. RefSeq lists its product as uncharacterized. The coding region runs from base 1 to 990 and encodes 329 amino acids. The transcript has a single exon. The record is from RefSeq and is a predicted model, not a curated record. Gene Ontology annotation, molecular function: ubiquitin-specific protease binding; misfolded protein binding. Gene Ontology annotation, cellular component: Hrd1p ubiquitin ligase ERAD-L complex; endoplasmic reticulum membrane. Gene Ontology annotation, biological process: endoplasmic reticulum unfolded protein response. NCBI's taxonomy places the organism in Eukaryota, Fungi, Ascomycota, Pichiomycetes, Serinales, Debaryomycetaceae.
AUGCAAGCCGAGGAGUUGAGACGGACCAUCGCCCGCAUCCCCCCAGUGACUCGCUUCUUCACCAUCUGCAGCGUGUUGGUGUGUGGCCUCGUCGGGCUCAACAUGCUCGAGCCGUCGUUAAUCAUGUGUCUGAUGUACCACUUUGAGCUCCCUUUCCAACACAUCAUCCUGGCGUGGAAGUACGGGAAGAGCUGGACGGCGGUGGGCUACGCCGUGGUCAAGUUCUUGCUCCAGGGCUAUCGCUGCUUCACCGCGUUCAUGCUCCCCGCCGGCGUGAUCAACCAGAGCGCCGUGCUGACGGUGCUGGACUUGUACUUCUUCUACAACUUUGCCACCCAUGUCGAGAGCGCCCAGGGCAAGUUCAAGGGCAACUUCCCCGACUGCUUGUGGUUCACGUUGCUUCUGGGCACCAUCAUUGUCCUCACGUCGUUUUCCCUCGAAACGAUGUACACGUUCUUGCCGAUGCACCACGUGAUGAUGUUUUCGUGCAUCACCUACAUCUGGCUGAGAUGGGCCAAGAACAGCACCGUCAACUUCUUCGGGCUCGUCCCCAUCAAGGCGUACUACAUGCCGUGGUUCGAAGUUUUCUUCCGCAUGCUUGGGGGCAAGCUGGCGGUGCUCAACUCGCUCAUCGGCAUCUUUGGCGGCUACAUCUACCUCUGCAUCCAACUGCAAACGAUGCCGUUAUACAACCUCUUGCCCCUGAGCUACGGCCAACGGUCUCAAGCGGCCGCCCAACGCGUCGGGUCGACGUCGGGCGAGCUCUUCCCCACCAUCAGCGACUCCAUCUACGAUAAGGGUUACCUCAAGGCGCCCCGCUUCUUGUACAAAUGGCUCAACUACCCUAUGGGAGGCAGCGUUCGCCGCACCGCAUUCUACCAGCCGCCCGCCACCCGCAGAGGGUACGAGCCGGCCAAACCGCGCACGGAGCUGUACACGUCGUAUUCUCUGGGCUUCCAAGGCAAGGGCCACCGCUUGGGAGGUGACUAA